Messenger RNA from Blastocystis hominis, 404 nucleotides. RefSeq lists its product as hypothetical. The transcript has a single exon. The record is from RefSeq and is a predicted model, not a curated record. NCBI's taxonomy places the organism in Eukaryota, Bigyra, Opalinata, Blastocystidae. The coding region runs from base 1 to 324 and encodes 107 amino acids.
AUGCGAAUCUUAGAUGCAGGGCAGAGUCAGAAGAGAUUAGCGUCAGAAAAGAAACACCAGCAGGAUGGAGAAUCGGUCAAAGUGAAUUGGAAAGAACUAACAGGUUAUGAUAUCCUAAAAACCUUGAUAAAGUGGAUAGGCCUGAUUAUGUUAAUUGAGUUGGUAAUCUAUGUGAUUGCAUUACCUACUAAAGCUUCUCAAUUAGCAUCAACGAUGCUAAAGCUGAUUGUUCUCUUCUUUUUGUUUAUUUGCAUUAUGGUGUUGUUAUAUCAAUGGAAUGAACAGAGAAAGGAGUGUGUUGCGUUGUAUAAAGAAAUUUAUUGAGCCAUAUGUUCAUUAUAGGUGGAAGGAGUGUGAAUAGAUGUAAAUUGAUAUAUUAUUCUGUAAACAAUGCCAAAGUAUAU